AUGGAGCAGUGGAUGAUCGAAGAACGAACAGAGGGUACAGUUGGCGAUCUGGAGAACAGGAUGCAUGAAGGAGGGCUCUGCUUAAAUCCAUACAGCUAUGAUGAAGGCUGUCUGAGUAGCAGUGAAGAUCACAUUCCACUGGCUGCACUGCCCUUGCUCGCAAUCUCUUCCCCACAAUAUCAGGAUGCAGUCACAACAGUGAUUAGCAGAGCGAAUCAGAUUUACAGUGAAUUCCUGAAGUCUGUGGAUGGGAUUGGAUUCAAUGGCCAGGUUUGCUUGAUUGGGGACUGUGUUGGAGGUAUCCUGGGAUUUGAUGCCUUGUGUUACAGUGCACAUACGACAUGCGAAAGCCAGAACAGCAGCAGGAGGGGGAGUAUUGGCAGUAUACAGGAUAACACACUUUUAACAGAUGAAGCUGGAUCCGACUUCAGCUCCAGCAAACGACUUAGCAAAAGCAACAUAGACAUCUCAGGGAUUGAUGCUGAAGAACAAAGGAAACCAUUUCCAAGGAAACAAAGUGACUCUUCUACCUACGAUUGUGAUCCCAUUGCACAGAAUCAUGCUUUUCUAACAAGAAGUCACUCCAGUGCAUUAAAUGAUGACCCUGAUUUACAAAGGACAAGUAGCACUAACUUAUUAGAUGGAAAUCCAGGACGAUUUGAUUUUGAUGUCUCUGACUUCUUCCUCUUUGGCUCCCCACUGGCUUUGGUUCUGGCAAUGAGGUGGACAGUACUUCCUUCAGUAGAUGUGUCUCACCUGCGGCCUGCUUGCAGCCAGGUGUACAGCCUCUUCCAUUCAGCUGAUCCCUCUGCCUCUCGGUUAGAACCGCUGCUAGAGAAAAAGUUUCACCUCGUGGCUCCAUUCCCAGUUCCAAGGUACCAACGAUAUCCUUUGGGAGAUGGGAAUUCUGCUCUUCUAGCUGACCUUCUGCAGAGCCAUGCAUCUCUCUUUCUGGAAACUUCUAAUGCCCCCACAUCUCCUAACACCCUAUUGACACAAUUGCAACGAGGGAUACGUAGAGGCAGUCAAACCAGCAUUACCAGCGAGGUGUCAGGAUCUUCCGAGAGCAUCUUUGCAACCAAUAUUGCGAGCAUCACUACAAAAUGGUGGGGGACAAAGAGGAUAGACUAUGCACUGUAUUGCCCUGACACGUUAACAGCUUUUCCAACCGUGGCUCUACCACACUUGUUCCAUGCAAGCUACUGGGAAUCAACUGAUGUGUUGGCAUUUGUUCUACGGCAGGUAAUGAGGUAUGAAAGUGUGAAUAUAAAGGAGAACGACAGCAAGGAUUCAUCCACGUGCAAUGAAUCAAGCCCACGGGAGAAAUGGCUUCGCAGACGAACACACGUGAAGCUUAGGAACGUAACUGCGAACCACCGAGCCAAUGAUGUUAUCAUAGCAGAAGGUAGCCCUCAGACACUGAUGGGAAGAUUCAUGUAUGGUCCUCUGGACAUGGUCACCCUGACUGGAGAAAAGGUUGACAUUCUACUCAUGACACAGCCACCCUCAGGAAGGUGGGCGUAUUUUGACACUGAGAUCACCAGUAACAGUGGCAGAAUCCUGUAUACCAUUCCAGAUGGAAAGAAGCUCAGUGUUGGUGUUUAUCCGGUGAAGAUGGUUGUAAGAGGUGACCAGACUUACGCAGAGAGCUACCUUACAGUAUUGCCUAAGGGGAUGGAAUGUGUUGUCUUCAGCAUUGAUGGUUCUUUUGCUGCUAGUGUCUCUAUCAUGGGCAGUGACCCGAAGGUCAGAGCUGGAGCUGUGGAUGUGGUCAGACACUGGCAGGAGCUGGGCUACCUCAUCAUUUACAUUACUGGACGUCCAGACAUGCAGAAGCAACGGGUGGUUUCCUGGCUGGGUCAGCAUAACUUUCCCCAGGGAAUGAUCUUCUUCUCUGAAGGCCUGGUCCAUGAUCCCCUGCGACAAAAAACAAUCUUUCUACGCAAUCUUGUGCAAGAGUCCCAUAUUAAAAUCUCUGCUGCGUAUGGCUCAAUGAAAGACAUUUCGGUUUACAAUGUCCUAGGAUUGCCAGCGUCUCAAAUCUACAUUGUUGGACGCCCAUCAAAAAAAUAUCAGAACCAAUGUCAGUUUCUGUCUGAAGGUUAUGCUGCUCACCUGGCCCAGCUGGAGUUCAGUCACCGCUCCCGCCCGAAGAAGAGCAACUCGCGAAUGAUUUUACGGAAGGGGAGCUUCGGCCUGUCUGCUCAACCCGACUUCCUUCGGAAAAGAAACCACUUGCGCAGGACUAUGUCAGUGCAGCAGCCGGACCCACCGUCCUGCAACCCUAAGCCGGAGCGAGCCCAGAGCCAACCAGAAUCGUAUAAGGAGGAGAGACACCCCCACAGCAUAGCCUGGGCCCGGAGCGGAGGCUCCAAAUCAGAGCCAGGCGUUUGA
Messenger RNA from Rhincodon typus (whale shark), 2394 nucleotides. It is a transcript of the gene pitpnm3, whose product is annotated as PITPNM family member 3. Gene Ontology annotation, biological process: phospholipid transport. Gene Ontology annotation, cellular component: cytoplasm. The transcript has 15 exons. Gene Ontology annotation, molecular function: metal ion binding; phosphatidylcholine binding; phosphatidylcholine intramembrane carrier activity. NCBI's taxonomy places the organism in Eukaryota, Metazoa, Chordata, Chondrichthyes, Orectolobiformes, Rhincodontidae. The record is from RefSeq and is a predicted model, not a curated record. Bases 1 to 2394 code for a protein of 797 amino acids.